This is a messenger RNA of Trichosurus vulpecula (common brushtail), 1079 nucleotides long. RefSeq names its product tumor necrosis factor receptor superfamily member 14-like. Gene Ontology annotation, biological process: signal transduction; negative regulation of alpha-beta T cell proliferation; defense response to Gram-negative bacterium. NCBI's taxonomy places the organism in Eukaryota, Metazoa, Chordata, Mammalia, Diprotodontia, Phalangeridae. Bases 117 to 902 code for a protein of 261 amino acids. Gene Ontology annotation, cellular component: membrane; external side of plasma membrane. The record is from RefSeq and is a predicted model, not a curated record. The transcript is spliced from 8 exons. Gene Ontology annotation, molecular function: protein binding; transmembrane signaling receptor activity.
UUCAGUGAUGGUCAGAGCGGGAGAAGACUAGAGGGGAGGUGGAGAAAUUAGAAACCUAGCUAAGGAGAGUUAGAUACUGUGUGCUAGGGAGAGAAUAGGAAGGGAUCUCUGAGGCUAUGGAGGCCAACCACUUCCUGCAGCUGUUGAUGCUCAGCAUUAUUAUGACUCGGCUCAUCCCUUACAAGGAGGCGCUGGAAUGUAUGGUGGGAGAGUAUGAGGUAGAUGGGCAGUGCUGCCCCAUCUGCCAUGCAGGUUACAGGGUUCAUGAGACAUGCACUAUAAUGACAGGUACCACAUGUGUGGCUUGCGAUCCUGGGACCUACACAGCACACCAGAGUGGCUUGAAGGAGUGUCUCCAGUGUAAAGUCUGUGACCCUGAAUUUGGCUUCAUGACCAUAAAGGAAUGCUCAUCUACAUCCAACACUGUGUGUGACUGCUCUCCAGGCUAUUUCUGUGCUGACAUGAAAGGUGACGACUGUGAGUUGUGUGUGCAUCACCAAGUCUGCACCCCCGGCCAGUAUGUGAAGUCUAGAGGCACAAAGAGAAAGAACACCAUCUGUGAAACGUGCCCAGAAGAGACAUUUUCCUUCAAUGGGACUCUUCGCCAGUGUCUGCUAUGGACCAAUGCACAUUUCCUUUUAGGCAUAAAAGAAAUUCAACAAGUAACCUUCAAAGCUGCUCUGCUUGUCUGCACUUACUUCUGGUCUUCCUUCUGUUGGAUAGCUCUCAUUGCUGACCACAUAACAGGAAGGGUCAUCCUGUUCCCCUGUGGAAAGAACGGUGAUCCCUUUGAGGCUGAUGGGUCAGUCACCAACUUGCCUAUACAGGAGACUAGUCAACAGGAUGAAUUACUUCCACUAAAGGAAAGAAUGUCCAUGAGUCAGGACAGUUGGGAACCUUGAUUAUGGUCUUGGGAAUAUAGUGAAACCCCAAGGCCAAGUCAUACUCUCUGUCUGUCAUUGGGAUAAAGCUCCUACCCAGAAAUGGUGGCCAUCUCCUGCUUGCACCGUCUCCUAGCUUUGCAGCUAGAAGCAUUCCAGAUCGUAAAGUAAUAUCUAUUGUUCAUGGAUAGGUAAAGC